AUGGACUCCAAAGCCUCGUCACUGUGGAUGCCCAAGGGCAUCGCCAAAUCCAACUCGACCGCCUCUACCAGCGGCCGCUCUACGAAGUCAUACGACUCGGUCAAGGGCAUUGGAGUCUACGCCUUUGGCACUCUGCACCUUGUCCGGCACGAUGACUCGCCUCGUCACUCGUUCGACGGCGAUGAAGACGAUGGCCCGCCGCCGCUGGAGCCCCCAUCCGCAACCACGCAGUACAGUUUGCUACCCCAGACUAAGCAGCCUGCGUCGCCUCGAAAUGCAAUGCUCCAUGCCAUGGGAGGCGGCGAUAUCGUCCUCGUCCUCCACCUGCCCGAGGCUUAUACCAUCGGCUACGACACCAUUUCCUUCUCAGCCAAGCACUUCAUCGGCAUCAGAAGCCUGCCCGCCGGGCCCCACUUCUUCUGGGCUUCCAACUCUGCGGCCACUUCGGUCCGCAGCGGCUUCUGGAUCAUGAGCUCGGGCGUCAACAGAGUCCACGUCGUCCAGUGGCACCGGUACAACGAGGUGUUUGUUCGGCCCACUCGCACUGAGACGCGCAUCCAGGCAGAAAACGUGGACAAGAUCUUCGACCAGCUGCCCCAGUAUCGGGAUCCCACCGCCUUGGGCCGCGCCGGCGGCGAAAUGUCCCCUUUCAAGAUCCAGACCAACAUCAACUUGUGGAGAGAGUUGACGUGCAGCCUCGAUCAGACCAUCCUGGACCGCAUUAUGGCAGAGCAGGAAGAAGGAUGGAAUGUGCACACGUGUGAUCGCGUCAAGGGGUCGCUUAGACUUCCCGGCGACAUGGACCUCGACAGGAGGCUGGCGCAUCCCGUCUUCCAGUCACACGAACUCAAGUUUAGCUUCGAACAGCAAACCAGAACAUACUCCCUCGCCCUGGUAGGGCGUGCCCGUACCCGCGACGCGAGAGACUCAACCUCGCACAUCAUCUCAUGGAUGACUGAUGCCCCAACAAAGCGUCUCAGCGAGGAUGACAUUGUCGGCGAGCUCCAAUUCGCCUACGUCGCGGGCGUGUACAUGGGGAACAACGCCUGCAUCCAACAGUGGUGGUACAUGGUCCUCAGACUCUUCCUUCGGGCCUAUCGCCUCGUCCUUCGUCGGCCCCAACUCGCUGCGGCGCUGCUCCGCACAAUCGCUGGCCAGCUUGCCCACAGCAUCGGAUGGGUCGAUGAGUCGAUUCUGGACUACAGCGAAGCCAACGCCCGCAAAUUGCGCGUCGCUCUCAUCAUCUACAGGCGCCGCAUGAAGGAGCUUAUCCUAGGCACAUCCCGGGAUGCCAACGUUGAUCGAGCCUCCGUCUCCGUCGCCUUUUCGAGGCUCGAAGGCGUUGUCGCGCAGCUGGGCUGGGAUCUCCAAACCGAGUACCUCCGCAAGGGCAAGAUCAGGUUGGAGGAUGGCGAAGACCUGGACGUGGAGUUGAGUGAGCUCGAAGACGAAGACGAGCGUGGCGAGUGGGCACCCGAGAUUAUCGAGCUGGAUGAGUACGGGCGCCAGAUUGGCCUCGUGUCACUGUCGAGCUAG
This is a messenger RNA of Hirsutella rhossiliensis, 1536 nucleotides long. RefSeq names its product AAR2 protein. The record is from RefSeq and is a predicted model, not a curated record. Lineage: Eukaryota; Fungi; Ascomycota; Sordariomycetes; Hypocreales; Ophiocordycipitaceae. Gene Ontology annotation, biological process: spliceosomal tri-snRNP complex assembly. The transcript has a single exon. The coding region runs from base 1 to 1536 and encodes 511 amino acids.